AACCGGCUUGCUAGCCAGCCGGCGAUAAGAAACAGAUCAGGAAGAAAAGCAUGAAAAUGAACCACCCAUCGGCCGGAAGCAAUGGCGAUAGCGGGAGGCUGUCGACGGAAGGCGAGGAACAGAUGGCGGGGUUUGAAGCUCGGGAAGAAGAGAUCGAGAGGAGGAAGAUGGAGGUCCGGCAGAAGGUUGAGCUCCAGUUGGGCCGCGCCGAGCAAGAGUCCAGGCGCUUAGCCCAAAUUUGGGAAGAGCUUCAAGUAUUGGGAGAUCCCACCAGGAAAGAAGCUGCAAUAGUUCGGAAGAGGAUAGACACGGCUAACAGAGACCUAAGAUCACUUGGCCACACCUGCCAAAGGAAGGAGAAGGAAUACAAAGAAGCAUUGGAAGCUUUCCACGAAAAAAGCACUGAAAAAGCUCAACUCACGGCCACAUUAAUGGAGCUGGUGGAUGAAAGUAAGAAAUUGAGGAUGGAGAAACUGGAGGAGAUCAGCAAGAUUAUUGAUCCAACUCAUUGAGCUUUGUUACCGUAUAUAAAAUUGUAUAAUUUAAGUUGUACAAGGGAUUAUGGCCCCUCCACAUGAGUUGUUUUACAAAUAGUCAAAUAAAGAAAAUAAAAACAUGGAAAUUGUAACCAAGAAGACCCAAUAUUUUGUUUGGGUCUGCUCUGGGUUCAAUUGUUUAUGAUUUGAAAAUAUUAAAAAUUUCGGCAAACACCAAUGCUUUGAAUACUAUUUUUGUUGUCGUACAAAAACUGAAUUUUUAAAAUCCAAAAAAAAAAAAACUAAUAUAAAUAUUUCAGAUAGAUUAAUAAGCAAUAGAAGUGGAAGCAUACUAAGUAUUAUGAACACUUCAAGGAAGGAGCUAUUAUAUAGCAUGUGCUACACGUUAAGAGGUCACUUAGAAUGGUAUGCAACCAAAUAGAUUUAACAAGCAACGAACGAUAGUCAAUUGUCUGUGAAGGUGUUGUGUGGUUAUGCAAAGGUUGGAUGGGCAUUGGCUAGUGAGUAAUAAUGCCAUAGGCUUCAUGUCGAGGUGGCAUGUGUUUAGACCAAUUAUGCAGGUGAAGUCUAGUCACAUACAAGAGAUACAUUAACUCUCUAUUUACUAGUUUAA
Molecule: messenger RNA, 1110 nt
Organism: Diospyros lotus (date-plum)
Lineage: Eukaryota; Viridiplantae; Streptophyta; Magnoliopsida; Ericales; Ebenaceae
Exons: 4
Coding region: 51-512 (153 amino acids)
Source: RefSeq, a predicted model, not a curated record